Messenger RNA from Cordyceps fumosorosea ARSEF 2679, 1596 nucleotides. RefSeq lists its product as hypothetical. The record is from RefSeq and is a predicted model, not a curated record. Bases 1 to 1596 code for a protein of 531 amino acids. Lineage: Eukaryota; Fungi; Ascomycota; Sordariomycetes; Hypocreales; Cordycipitaceae. The transcript has 3 exons.
AUGGUCUUCGCAACGCGACGCUCUGUGCUCGGUCUCUUGGCCCUAUCUCUGCUGUCAACGCUCACCACUGCAUUGCUGACAGCGCCUGAUUCGCCAUGCGCCUCCCUCUGCCUCAACGCGUCGGACCCCAGCGCGCACCUCAAUCGCCCAGACGAGAUUGUCUGCGCCAACAAGGACUAUGCCAGCGAGACGGGCCAAAAGUUCAAGGGCUGCAUCGGCUGCCUCCAGAACAGUACCUACACCUCAGGCUCCCAAAACGACCAGGCCUGGUUCAUGUACAACCUCCAGUAUGCCUAUGCCCACUGCGUCUUUGGCUACGACGGCACCGGCAUCGGCCCCUACCCGUGUAUGACGAGUGAGGCGUGCGGCCCCCUCAAGACCACCGUCAGCAGCAACCUGGCAAACUACACCGGCAAUGACCCCUACGCCUACUGUCGCUACCGCGGAGGCUCAGCCCUCGGCGAGACCUUUGGCAAGUGUCUCGACUGCAUGAAGCCCGACACCAAGCACGGCUACUUGGCCAACUUCUUUGUCGCGCUCGAGGCCGGCUGCGAGCAGCGUCCCGGCGCACACGGCUACGUCUCCCUCAACGACACCCUCUUCGCCAACCGCACCAUCGGCAUCGUUGACCCCAACAAGCCCACCAAGUCCUCCCGCUCUGGCCUGUCGACCGGCGCCCUCAUCGCCGUCGUCAUCGUCAGCGUGCUCCUCGGCAUCGGCCUCCUCGGCGCUUGCGUCUUCCUGCACCUCCGCCGCCGCCGUCGCAACAACACCUACAACAAGUCCGCCCUCGAGCACGACGUCGCCCUGCACAUGCGCGGCGGCGGCGGCGGCGGCGUCGGCUUCGCCAUCACCGGGCCCUCCUCCGGCAUGAGGAACAUUCGCAACAGCGUGCACAACCUCUUCACCCCCGGCCCCGGCCGCCUCGCCACCAGCAGCGCCAAGCACGGCAACGACGGCGGUAACUUCGACCCGGAGGCGGUGACGUGGCAGGACCCGGGCCACCUCGUGGAGCUGCGCAACACGGCCGCGGAGGAAAAGGCCGCGCUGGCCGCGGCCGCGCUGGCCCGGGAGGAGCAGCAGGCUCACGGCAGCGCCGCCGACGCGCUGCGCUCUCACCCUCCCACCACCGGCGGCGGAGCCGUGCGCAACUUCUCCCACAAGCAGAAGAGACAGCAGCAGCAGCAGCAGCAGCAGCAGCAGCAGCAGCAGCAGCAGCAGCAGCAGCAGAACAGCAUCAUCGACACGAACGGCGUCGCCGCCCACCCGGAGCCCGCCGUGACGGCGAGCCCGUACUGCUCGCCGGACAGCUACGCGACGCCGUCGAGCGCCACCUCGGCCACGCCGUUCCUCGCCGCCGGGCAGGGCUCCUCGUUCUCGCCCGUCUCGCCCCCGCCCGUCCCGGCCUCGUCGUCGUCGUCGUCGGCGUUCUCGGCGGCGCUCAAGAGGCAGCAGUCGUGGGACGAGACGCGCGCGCAGGCCCGCGGCGCCGUGGCGGACCUGCUCCGUCCCAAGUCCAGCAAGACCGACGUCAAGGCGCCGGUGGCGUCCAGGCAGCUCAACACGACGACGUUUGCGCCGCCGCCGAAGCGUUGA